Messenger RNA from Danaus chrysippus (African queen), 1578 nucleotides. The record is from the annotation of a GenBank genome assembly. NCBI's taxonomy places the organism in Eukaryota, Metazoa, Arthropoda, Insecta, Lepidoptera, Nymphalidae.
AUGGCAGAUUUGCAAACUGUACGUUCUGAAGUGAAUAGCGCUUUCAAACUGAACGGGUUUACAAUUAGAAAGGAAGCAAGUACUUUUGUUGCUGAACAAGUGGCUGCGGUGUCAAAAGAGGAACGUAAAAGAAUUCUUGAUAAAUUAAUAGAACAUAUUUUACAUCAAUGUCUGUCUCAACCAGUAUUAGAGAAGCAGCACCUAGAAGUGGCUUACAAAGAAUGUUUGUCAUCGGGUCUUGAAGAGAGUGAGACUAUACUAAAUGUCAUCGAUGCAUUAAAUGUCCCCAAGCUGCGUUAUGAUAGCGAUAGAAAGAAGUUUACUAAAGAAAUUAAUGUUAAGAAUAAUUUAUAUCCCGAACCAAAGUGGCAGGCACAGCUUUUUAUUGAAAGGUACACGAUAAUUCAGCAGAGAACAUCACGUAAUAAACUAUUUGCUAGAGAAGCUUUGCCGUCCAUGGAAAAUGAGAAUCGAUUUCAGUUACGGACUAUUGAGGUUUUACAAAGUUCUUCAAGCCGAGUGGAUGAAGUUAUAGUUCUGGGUCUUAUAACACAAUUGACCGAGGGUAAAUACUAUUUAGAAGACCCGACAGGCAGUGUUCCUUUAGAUAUGAGUCAAACUCGAUAUCAUUCCGGUUUGUUUACUGAGAGUAGUUUUGUUUUAGCCGAGGGGUAUUAUGAUGAUAAAGUUUUACAUGUAAUGGGUCUAGUAUUACCACCUUCCGAGACUCGUGAAACAUCAUUACCAUAUUUUGGUAAUUUAAAUACAUUUGGAGGUAAAUCGAAAACUUUAUUGAAGCAUUCACAGAAUUUACUUAAGAUUGAAAAGGAGAAUGAAGAUGGUAUGAUAAUAUUUCUAUCCGAAGUUUGGUUCGACAAUAUAAAAGUGAUAUCAAAGUUAAAAACAUUAUUUUCUGGUUAUAAUGAUUUUCCUCCUAUAGCUAUAGUGUUUAUGGGUGAAUUUCUAUCCUGUCCAUAUGGAUAUGAGCAUAGUACACAAUUAAAAGCUGCUCUUGGUAACUUAUGUGAUAUGAUUCUUCCCUUCAAAAAGCUUAGAGAAUCAUGUAAGUUUAUAUUCGUUCCGGGCAGAGGCGACCCCGCUGCUCCUAACAUAUUACCUCGUCCAGCUAUACCGAAUUUCAUCACACAAGAUAUUAAAAACAAAUUGGGGGAUUCAGUUAUUUUUACAUCAAAUCCAUGCAGAAUUCAAUACUGUACACAGGAAAUUGUUGUUAUAAGACAGGAUUUAGUGACAAAGAUGUGUAGGAAUUCUGUUCAUUUUCCUGAUGCGGGCGACAUACCAGAUCAUUUAACGAAGACUUUGUUGAGCCAAUGUACAUUAUCACCUUUAUCGUUAGCAGUUCAACCUAUAUAUUGGAAACAUGCGGAUUCUUUGAGUUUAUAUCCAAUGCCCGAUUUAGUGGUUGUGGCUGAUAGCUUCCAACCUUAUACGAGAUCAUACCAGAAUUGCCAAAUAAUUAACCCUGGGUCUUUCCCACAUACAGAAUACUCGUUUAAAGUUUAUGUACCAGCGUCAAGACUCGUUGAAGAUUCACAAAUACCUAAUGAAGAUACUUGA